Messenger RNA from Maylandia zebra (zebra mbuna), 1077 nucleotides. The record is from RefSeq and is a predicted model, not a curated record. NCBI's taxonomy places the organism in Eukaryota, Metazoa, Chordata, Actinopteri, Cichliformes, Cichlidae.
AUGGGAGUGCCCGCACUCCCAUCAGUUUUAGCGGGUCUGCGGACCUUCCGGCUCAGGCCUACCUGUAAUGGGACAACUCUGAAGGAAAAGCAGCUGAAGGAGAUCCAGGCUCCAGCCACCAACCUGUACCUGCCCAUCCUCUACCUGUUCGCCUUUGUGGUCGGUCUGCCCUCCAACUUGCUGGCUCUCUGGGUUCUGGUGUUCCGGACCAAACAGCUGCCGUCCACCACGCUGCUCAUCAAUCUGACGGUGGCCGACUGCCUGCUACUCAUGGCGUUGCCAUUUCGGAUCGUCUACCACUUCCGGGGGAACAACUGGGAGCUCGGCGAGCCCUUCUGCCGCUUUGUCAUGGCGAUCUUUUACGGCAACAUGUACGGCUCCAUGUGGUGUCUGGCCUUUGUGUCCCUGGACCGAUACAUCGCUUUGGUCCACCCAUUUCGCGCCAGGACUCUGCGCAGCCAGCAGGUGUCUCUGUGUAUGUCACUGGUGGUGUGGACAGUGGUUCUGGUUGCCAUGCUGCCACUGCUGCUGUCACGGCAGACCUACGAAGUCAGCACGCUGCAGAUCACCACUUGCCACGAUGCGCUUCCAGAGGAUGAGCAUGAGAACUACUUCUUGCCGUAUUUCGCCACCCUGUUCGCCACCUGCUUCCUGCUACCCUUAGCCAUCGUCCUGUACUGCCACAGCACUGUGUUGGCAACCUUGCUGGCCGGGGGAAAAUUCUACGGUCACGCCAUCCGGGUGACGGUACUGGUGCUGCUGGUCUUCAUCGUGUUUCUGCUGCCGAGCAACAUCCUCCUCCUCCUCACCUAUGCUGACAGCUCACUGGACGGAGAUGGAGAGGACCUCUACAUGCCCUACAGUGGAGCAAAAAAGUACAUGGUGAGCUUGGCGGUGAGCACCUUCAACAGCUGCAUCGUCCCGUUCAUUAUCUACUACGUGUCCACGGAGUUCCGGCAAAAGGCCAACACAGCACUUUGCCCAAGGUCAAAGGUCACCCUGCUGUCCAUGUCCAGUCGACAGAGGCCACCUGAGAUGCCACGCAGCUCCCAGGAGAACAGAGUAACGGACACCUGA